AUGGAACAAGAUGUCAUAAAUUUGAAAAACCAUACUACUCAAUAUAAAAUACUGAAAGAUGAAGAGAUAAAACAAAAAGCCCUGAAGACAUAUAUGGAUAGCGAUGAGUAUAAAAAGGAAGUUGAAGCAAAUGUAAAGGCAGAAAAACUUUUACAGUUGCAAAACCAAACCGUACAGUAUGAAAACUUAGCACAAGAAAGUAAAAAUAACGACGCGGCUAUGCAAAAGGCAAUGAAAAGCGCAGAAUAUAUAAAAGCCAACAAUGACUGGUUAGAUGCCCAAGCCAACGCUAAAGCAGCCCAACUCAUAGGGUCAAUAAGGACAAAAAUACAAGCGGAUGAAGACAGUUCAAAUGAAGCUUUAAUGAAUGCUGACUUUAAGAACGCCUUCGAAGCUCUUCAUAGUAAGGUGAAACAAGUGAACGACUUCUCAUCUGGAAAGAAACUGAAGUCUGAAGGUUUCGACAAAGAGUUAAAAGAAGUAGCACAAAAUAUGACGAAAAUAACAGAUGCAGCAACGAGACAGGCAGUUCAAAGUGCCUAUGACGCCGUUAGAGCAACUGUUGUGAAAAGUCAAGAAAAAGAGUUACAACAGACCAAAACAGACCUAGUAAAUGCUUUCUUAAGAACGAAAAGUCAGGUAGGACAUUACGCUGCAGAUGGAACAUAUGUGCCAGCUGGUGGAAUUUAUAUACCACCAAACCCUCCAAGAGAAGCACCUGCACCAGGACUACCUAAAACAUUUACAUCGUCACAUGGACACAGACACAGGCAUGCACAACAACCAGCACAACAACCACCUCCACAACCAGCACAACAACCACAAACAGAACAAGGACAUAAAAGAAGUAGAGAACAAGGAAACCAAGAAUUCUUAAAAAUGCUUAAAGAAGAGUGUGGUUUCCCAGAUACUGUUGACUUUAGUGACAGAUAUAAAGAAGCUAUUAGAAAGUUCAAGGAUGGAAAUACUGACCCGAACCUAUUUAGCUUUAUGGCUCAGCACCAAAACGGAUAUAAUCUCAAACCUGGAAAAUACAAGCUCGCUAAGGGAUAUGAUUUAAUAGCAUAUCAUCCAAAUGACAUGGAUGAAUUUACUCCGAGAUAUUUGAUGUCAGAGCUAAAUGACAAUUCAACUUUCGUCAUGAAACGCGUAAAAAAUAGAGACGGAACGAAAGAACAAAAGCUUAUGAAUGCGGAUGACGUAGAUAGGGAAAUUGUUGAAAACGGUCUCGGAAUAUAUGAAAUGCCAGCAGAUGAGGUACAAGAAACUCCACAGGAAGAAGUUCAGAUACAACCAGACAUGGAAGAAAUAGUUCAGCAACAACAGCUAGAAGAGCCUGAAGGAAACGAACAAGUCCCUCCUUUGGAAACUAACUUCACAGAACUAGAUGAAGAUUUGGAACAGCCGAAAAAUCUUGACCCUCAACAAGAGCAUGAGGUGAAUAUGGAAUCUUUCCAAGAGUCUAAGAAAGAUUCGGCUGACAUAGUAGAAGAAUAUCGAAAAAUGUUUGCCGACAUACAAAAGACUCC
This is a messenger RNA of Trichomonas vaginalis G3, 1529 nucleotides long. Its product is annotated as protein of unknown function, DUF4106 family. The annotation marks the transcript as partial. The transcript has a single exon. The record is from RefSeq and is a predicted model, not a curated record. NCBI's taxonomy places the organism in Eukaryota, Parabasalia, Trichomonadida, Trichomonadidae.